AUGGCGUCGUCGGCCAGCGCGGCCUCUGACGACGGCGGUCGCAAGAAGCCCCGCCUGGCGGCCUCGCUGCAGAUCAGCCCCGGGCCCAGUCCCUGGCGACCCUCGGCCGGCCUGGGCCAGGACGCCUGGGGACCCCCGCGCGCCGCAGGCGCGGAGGCGGACGCGGAGGGCGGCGCGCAGGCUGCGGGGCGUGGGGCUGGGGUCGGGGAGCCCGGGCCUGCUCGGGCGCGGGAGGACCCGGAGGUGCGCCCAGGGGGGUUCCCCAGGGUGUUGGGGCCCGCGGGCGACUUCCCCACUGCGGCUCGGCCGCUGAGCCUGCCGCUCAGAGACCCGCCGCCAAGCCAGGCCGUGGCCUCGCUCGCGCAGUAUGCAGCCGGCUUGGGCGUCUCCCUGACCUUCCGAGAAGACCCGGUGGCAGGUCCCUGCUUUCCCUUCUCGGUGUGUGCGGAACUGGAUGGCGUGGUCUGCCCUGCAGGCACCGCGAACAACAAGACAGAAGCCAAACAGCAGGCGGCGCUCUCUGCCCUCCGCUACAUCCACAGCCAGCUGGAGAGCCCAGAGCCUCCUGAGACUUUCAGCCAGCCUCCACUCACCUCCCUGAGCAUAGAGAACAUCCUGACACAUGAGCAGCGCUGCGCAGCUGUGGUCAGCGCUAGCUUGGACCGCCUGCUGGAUGAGAAUUCGCCAUACCGGGCCUGCAAAGGGACGGUGGCUGCGGUCAUCCUGGAGAGGGAGGUCCCAGGGGCCAGGGGCCAUGCCAAGGAGAUCUACGAGGUAGUGGCCCUGGGCACUGGCAGCAGCAGCUGUGCUGGCUGGCUGGAGUUCUCUGGCCGGCAGCUCCAUGACUGUCACGGACUGAUCAUCGCCCGCAGGGCCCUGCUGAGAUUCUUCUUCCGGCAGCUCCUGUUGGCCACACAGGGGGGUGCCAAGGGCAAGGAGCGGUCUGUGCUGACCCCCCAGCCUGGGUCUGGGCCCCCCUUUGCCCUCAAGCCCCGGAUCUUCCUGCACCUCUACGUCAGCAACACCCCCAAGGGAGCCGCCCACGACAUCUACCUCCCGCUGUCCUCGGAAGGCAGCCUUCUGCACAGCCCAUCCUUCCGCCUGCAGGCGCAUGUCCGUGGACAGCUGAAGCCCGUGUCCUACCUGGUGCCUGCGCUUCGUGACACCCAUGUGGGCUGCCUGUCAGCCAGUGACAAGCUGGCACGCUGGGCAGUGCUGGGUCUGGGUGGUGCGCUGCUGGCCCACUUCCUGCCACCUCUCUAUGCCACCAGCCUUGUUCUGGCUGACCCCUGUCAUGACCCCCCUACUCUGAGCAGGGCCAUCCAUGACCGGCCCAGCCUGGAUGGCGUCCUAGGGUCACGCCUGCCACCUCCCUAUGUCCGGACCACCCUACACCUGUUCUCAGGGCCCCCGGUGGCCCCCUCCAAUCCCGUCCCCAACAGCUGCCACGGCCUGAGCCUCAACUGGAGCCUGGGGGACCCGGACCUGGAGGUCGUGGACGUGGCCACUGGGCGCGUGAAGUCCGAUGCCGCCCUGGGGCCUCCCUCCCGCCUCUGCAAGGCGUCCUUCCUCCGGGCCUUUCGCCAGGCAGCCUGUGCCCUGGGGAAGCCCCACCUCUUGGCCCUGAAGACCUACGAGGCUGCCAAGGUGGGGCCCUACCAGGAGGCUCGCCAGCAGCUCACCCUCCUCCUGGAGCAGCAAGGCCUGGGCGCCUGGCCCUCCAAGCCCCUGGUGGGCAAGUUCAGAAACUGA
Messenger RNA from Marmota flaviventris (yellow-bellied marmot), 1752 nucleotides. RefSeq names its product adenosine deaminase domain containing 2 (gene Adad2). Gene Ontology annotation, biological process: adenosine to inosine editing; RNA processing. Gene Ontology annotation, cellular component: cytoplasm; nucleolus. Gene Ontology annotation, molecular function: tRNA-specific adenosine deaminase activity; double-stranded RNA binding; double-stranded RNA adenosine deaminase activity. The record is from RefSeq and is a predicted model, not a curated record. NCBI's taxonomy places the organism in Eukaryota, Metazoa, Chordata, Mammalia, Rodentia, Sciuridae.